Molecule: messenger RNA, 3255 nt
Organism: Manduca sexta (tobacco hornworm)
Lineage: Eukaryota; Metazoa; Arthropoda; Insecta; Lepidoptera; Sphingidae
Gene: Clic
Product: chloride intracellular channel exc-4
Exons: 8
Coding region: 114-965 (283 amino acids)
Biological process (GO): chloride transport
Cellular component (GO): cytoplasm; apical plasma membrane
Molecular function (GO): chloride channel activity
Source: RefSeq, a predicted model, not a curated record
AGACUGAAGUGAGGCAGUAAGUCGGUGUUUUGGAACGGUGACGGUUGUGUGAAAUUGUGCGGCAAUAAUCUUGUAUUCAUUUUUACUACAUUACAAGUGUUACUGAGUUCACGAUGUCGGAUGAAAUCGCAGAGAAUGGAACGGCGAACGGAGACGUCCCGGAGAUCGAGCUGAUUAUUAAGGCAUCGACGAUCGACGGGCGACGGAAGGGCGCGUGCCUCUUCUGUCAAGAGUACUUCAUGGACUUAUACCUGUUAGCUGAACUCAAAACUAUCAGCCUAAAGGUGACAACAGUAGACAUGCAAAAGCCGCCGCCAGACUUCCGCACCAACUUCGAAGCGACGCACCCGCCCAUACUGAUCGACAACGGACUCGCCAUACUCGAGAACGAGAAGAUCGAGCGGCACAUCAUGAAAUCCGUGCCGGGCGGACACAAUCUGUUUGUACAGGACAAAGAAGUGGCAUCACUGAUCGAGAACCUAUACUCCAAGCUGAAGUUGGUGUUGGUGCGCAAAGACGAACAGAAGUCGGCGGCGUUGCGCGCGCAUCUCGGACGCAUCGACGCGCUGCUCGAGCGCAGGGGGACCAGGUUCUUAACGGGCGACACAAUGUGCUGUUUCGACUGCGAGCUGAUGCCGCGGCUGCAGCACAUCCGCGUCGCCGGCAAAUACUUCGUCGACUUCGAAAUACCGACGAGUUUCCGCGCGCUGUGGCGCUAUAUGUACCACAUGUACCAGCUGGACGCGUUCACGCAGAGCUGUCCCGCCGACCAGGACAUCAUCAACCACUACAAACUGCAGCAGCAAGCGACGAAAGGUUUGUUGUCGCCGACGCUCGCGCGGCAGCCGCGGCCCGCGCAACCGCCGCCGGACUCGGCGCUGAAAAUGAAGAAACACGAGGAGUUGGAGACGCCCACGUUCACGACAUCCAUCCCGGUUGAUGUGAACGAACAAGCAGCCGAGUAGAUCCUCAAGCCUUGGUACAACACUACAGUAUAGUCAUUUAACGAAACGAGCUGAUUGUGCGUGGUUUAGCGUUCAACGACAUACGAUAAAUCUAUUAACAUGCUAGAUUUGUCAGAGAAAAAAAUUGCGGGCAUAUGACAUUACAAGUUGGUUCCAAUUAGGAAUAUUUUUUUUUUAACCAUACGACGUGACGCGCGACGGCUCGUUUCGAUAACUUCAUCUAUACAUACAAUGGUCGUUUGUGUUUGCAAAAGUCGUAAACGUUAUUUUCGCAUAUUUACAUAAUGCCAAAAUUAUAUGUGUACCUAGUCUGUGAGUAAUUGAACGAAACGCAAUGUUCUGUUAGACUUUGUUAUAAAAAUACAAAUAUAAAGAUUGUAGUGACAUUUAAAAUAUCGAUUAAGUUUUAUUAUCGGUAAUUAGUACUGGUCGUUGGAAAUAUGUGAGCGUGUCCAGUGACGUCACGAAAUAUGAAAUUAGAAACUAUGUUAUUGGGGCAGUGUUACUAAAUAUGCCGAUUGCUGGACGGUCCACAGCUAUUUCCAACGAAUUUUACAGAAAGCAUUUUGAAAAUAGUUGUAUUAUUGGAUGCAUUUUUUAUUUUAGUCAUGUAAUCGAUAUGGCGACGUACUUAUGAGUUAUGUUAGCUGAAAUUAUCGAUGUCGUCGAUUAUUCACAGAUGAACAGAGAAGACAAAUAAACUGUACCAAGAUAUAAAUUGUGUGAUAAACAUAAUUCCAUCCGAUAGCCGCGCCCCGACUCGCCCGCACCGCCAUUACCCGAGUUGGUUAUCAAAUAUAUUUUGUAAUUGUAUAAAAUUUAUAAACUUAUUCGGUCGUUACUUUGAUAUGGUAGAGUGAAAAUCAAUGAGAUUGAUAAAUGGUUUGGUGCAAUCGAUAUGAACAUGUGCGUUGGAAGGAUUUAAUUGUGGGUUAUUUAUUAGAUAUCUAAACGUAUUUUACUGUAUUACCGAUAUUCGUAUACCUCCAUUACGAAACUCGAUUUUUAUUCAUAUCCGAUAGAGAUCGAGAAUUGACCGUGGCCAUCACUACUUUGAUUAAAGUUUUGAGAUUCAGUAAAUAUUUAAAUGUAUGUUUUGUUUCAUCAGAUCCAUAUUUUUUUUUAUUCGGCAGAGGUGCUGAACGAUGAUAUCCUUUACACUUGACCUUUAACAAAUUUAGUACGUAUAGUUUUCUAUUUAUGAAAGUAGAUAUCGUUUAACAUAGUUUUAGUUUAGUUACAGUGUUCAAAAACAACGAAUGUUCAGACAUGGUUUUGUAAUAUAAAUUCGCAAUAGGUUGUAAGAUUGGUUUCACAGUACUCAAGAUUUUUCUUAAUAUUUUUAUGGAAUUUUAAAUCCAUUUUGGUAAUGCCUCUGCCAAAAUUAUUUAAGCAUUUGUCAAUAUUGUUUUGUUUAUUUACAUUUUGUGAGCUCUUGCCUGCGUGAUGCCUUUGAGGUUAGUUUUAAAGUUGUACUUAUGUUUUUUGUUUCUUUUGUUUUUAUUGUUGGGACCUACAGUACGGUGUGAUGCUGUGAGGCUUUAAGUUGGACCACCUAUUUACGUAAUAGACCCAUGGAUCCUUUUAUUUGUCAAUAUAAGUUUUCUAUAACAUGGCAAAACAUAAAAAAUUACUAAAGCCCACCCUGCAACAAAACGGCGCACUAACAAAAUAUUUAAAAUUUAUGAUACAUAAAAUAUAUAUAUCAUCUUUCUACAAUUUGCUUCUAAAAUUUGGUUAAUUUUUUUAUAAUUCAUCUAGAUAUUUUGUCGGUAAUUUCAUAAUGAAAAUGUCGUCAACAUUGUUCCAUUCGUGCAAUUACUAAAAGACACAUAAUUUAAAUUUAAGAUAAUUGAGCAAGAAAUAUUUUAUAGUUUAAAAUUUUCAAAACGGCCUAAAAUAUUUUUUUACCGAAAUUAUUGAUGACGAAGAUGCGCCAUCACAUAUGGAACGAAUUGCUCAAAGAUGUUUGCUUAGGGAGGGGUCUUGAGAAAUACUAAUAUAUAAUUUUCUUAGGGAGUGUCAGAUGCAUCCAUUUUUUUUAAGUUAUAAUCAAAAAGGUUUUUUUACUUUAUAUAGGAAUUAUCUUUGUUUCUAUAAUAGUUGAAGUUUUUAGGACUUGAUUAUUGUGUAUUUAACAUGUUAUAGAAAAUUUUCGUGUGGCAAAGCACAUAGUACAGACAACAGAGACAAUGGCGAGACAUUCAACAUGUCAUUUGGACAAUGUAUAAAAUAUUAAUAAUUCUAGAUCAUAAUGUAAAUGUUAAGGAAUAAACCUGGAUAAAUAUUA